CCACACUCUGCGCACACACACACGCGCGCGCGCGCGCAGACACACUUGACGAGCAUCUCAUCAGCAUCACUUCAGCACACACUCCACGGAGGAUGGCCGGACACAGGACGCAUCUCUCGGCCAGAAAAGCGGAGAAGGUGUCCUGGAUGAUGUCCUCUUAGAUCGAGAAGACAGAAGACACCGGGACCAUGAUCCGGACCAGUGCGCGCAACAUCGGAACCCAGAGGAAGAAGUGACAAAAGGAGAAAUAUUUGUGAUCAUUUGUGACACAUUCACUCCACUUAGUCCCUUUCGUCUUUGCUUUUUUUCUUCUUUUUGGACCGGGACCAUGGUCCGGACUUGCUCGAGAGUUCCAACAGAAGGUUAAAGAAGACGAAAAGAAGAAGGUUCUAGAGUACCUGCUGUGUUUAUUGCAGUCGUCGACGAAGAACUGGAGCUCAUCUUAGCGGGACCAUGAUCAGGAUCUUCCCGGACUUUAGCGUACAGGUGACUGCUGCCGGAGGAGGCGGGGGCGGUGGAGGAGGAGGAGGCGGUGGAGGAAUGGUGUCCGGAGCCCCGGUGGGUCGGAUGCCGGUCCCGGGAGCGACCAACGGUACCCCGCAGAGCCUGCAGGGACUUCCGGGCUACCAGCAAAGUGACCCCUACUGGGAGCGGCCGGCCAAUGCGGGCAGCUGUGCCGCCACUCGGCCCAAGACGCUUCACCUGGCCGGCCAGCAGCAUACCUCGUCGCCAUGGCUGCAGGCGCUGAGGAAGGAGAAGUCGCGAGACGCGGCCAGGUCGCGGAGGGGGAAGGAGAACUUUGAGUUUUACGAACUGGCCAAGAUGCUGCCGUUGCCGGGCGCCAUCACCAGUCAGCUGGACAAGGCGUCCAUCAUCCGCCUCACCAUCAGCUACCUGAAGAUGAGGGACUUUGCCAACCAGGGAGACCCACCCUGGAACCUGCGCAUGGAAGGCCCGCCCCCCAACACCUCUGUUAAAGCUAUCGGCAACCAGCGGAGGAGGAGUCCCAGCACCAUUGCCUCGGAGAUCUUUGAGCCUCACCUGGGCAGCCACAUCUUACAGUCUCUGGAUGGUUUUGUAUUUGCACUAAACAAGGAAGGUCGUUUCUUGUACAUCUCUGAGACCGUCUCCAUCUACCUUGGCCUGUCACAGGUAGAGCUGACGGGCAGCAGCGUGUUUGACUACGUCCAUCCCGGUGACCACGUGGAGAUGGCGGAACAACUGGGAAUGAAGCUCCCCCCCGGGCGAGGUGUGUCUCUGUCCCAAGGCGCCCUCAACGAGGACGCCGCCUCCUCUGCUUCGUCCUCGUCGCACUCUGAGACGCCUGAGCCAGUAGAGUCCAGCAGUCCCAGCGUGCUGUCUCCUGACAACUGCCUGGAACGUUCCUUCUUCAUCCGCAUGAAGUCGACGCUCACCAAGAGAGGCGUGCACAUCAAGUCGUCAGGAUACAAGGUGAUCCACGUGACGGGGCGUCUGCGUAUCCGCAUGGCGUUAACGCACAGCCGGGCGGUGCCCAAUCAGAUCAUGGGCAUGGUGGUGGUGGCUCACGCCCUGCCCCCACCCACCCUCAACGAGGUGCGCAUCGACUGUCACAUGUUCGUCACCCGCGUCAACAUGGACCUCAAGAUCGUCUACUGCGAGAACAGGAUCAGCGACUACAUGGACUUAACACCAGUGGACAUCGUAGGAAAGCGCUGCUAUCAGUUCAUCCAUGCUGAGGACGUGGAGGGAAUCAGACAAAGUCACGUGGAUUUGAUGAACAAGGGACAGUGUGUGACCAACUACUACCGCUGGAUCCAGAGGAACGCCGGCUACAUUUGGAUCCAGUCCAGCGCCACCAUCGCCAUCAACGCCAAAAACGCCAGCGAGAAGAAUGUGGUCUGGGUCAACUACGUGCUCAGUAAUCCAGAGUACAAGGACACGCCCAUCGACAUCGGCCAGCUGCCAAACCUUCCUGAGAAGACCCCAGAGUCCUCGGAAUCUUCGGACUCUGACUGCGAGUCCAAAGAAAACUCUGACACCGAAAAGUUGGAGGGGAAGCCCAGCCAAUCAGAACGCAGUGAGGACCCGGAGGCGGAGAGAAGGUGCCAGCAGCACUCCGGUCAAUCACAGUGCUCAUCCGAGCAGGAAGUGAAGCGCCAGGAUGAGAGGGACACUUCCAGCAACCCCGGGACUCCCGACAGCGAUGACAGUCCGGAACCUUCCGACGCUGAGGGGGAGGAGCAUGAGGAGGAUGUAGGGGGUGGGAGCUCCUUGGCGGGGCUGGCUGAUGUGGGCGGGCUUCAAAUCAAAGUGGAACAUUACGGCGAGGCGGAGGACAUGAAUCUUCAUCACUCCCAGUCGUCGUCAGAGGAGGAGGAAGAGGAGGACGAGGAGGAGGAGGAAGACGGCGCCACAAACAAAGUCCACAAGCGGAGGAAGAGGAGGAAAGUUCAGAAGUGGGACAGAACACGCAGCAGGAAGUUGCGUCUGUCCUCGGCCACACCCAGCCCCGUUGCCAUGGGAGACAGUACGCCACUGGUCGACCCCUCCCAAGACCCCUCCCACCUGCUCUCCCCCGCCGCCGACUCCCCAGGCGGCACCGUGUCUUCAGUGCUAAAGAUCAAGACGGAAAUGUCGGAGCCCAUCAACUUCGACAACGACAGCAGCAUCUGGAACUUUCCGCCCAACAGGGAGAUCUCCAGGAACGAAUCUCCUUACAGCAUGACCGCCAAGCCCGCCCCACCAGGACCACACAAGACCUUCCCCUCGCCACCAGGGGGCUCCCUCGCAGUGGCCAUCCCUGACGCGGUCCUCACCCCUCCUGGCACUGAGGGCGGGGCAGGAGGAGGAGCGAGGAAGCCUCCUUACAACGGAAGCUCCGCCCCUUCUUCUGCUUCCAGUCUAGCUCCACCCUCCAGCGCAUCCUCCGCCGACCCCCUGUCGCCCCCUCUGUCAGCGUCUCCUCGGGACAAGCAGCAAGCCACGCCCACAUCCUCCUCCUCCUCUUCCUCGCUGCUUUACUCGGGCGACGUGGAGGCACUGCAGCGUUUGCAGGCCGGGAACGUCGUCCUCCCACUGGUGCACCGUGUCACCGCCUCGCUGGCAUCCACCAGCAGCACGUCGUCGCGUGUCUACACCACCGGGACCAUCCGCUACGCGCCAGCCGAUGUCACACUGGCCAUGGCGCCGGGAAAUCUCCUUCCCAACACGUCCGUCAACUUUGUGGACAGUCCGAGCUUCGGCCUGGACCCCAAGACCCCCAUGGAGAUGCUUUACCACCACGUCCACAGGCUGAACAUGUCUGCUGCCGCCGCCGCCGCCGGGCCCUUCGCCGGCUCCCCGGGAGCCACGAGCGGUACCGGCGCCCUGUCAGCUCAGAUGCCCGCGGCGGCUAACGUCUUCACCACGGCCGAAGGACUUUUCUCCACGCUGCCAUUUCCUGUCUACAGCAAUGGCAUCCACGCCACGCAAGGCGGCGCCGAGAGGAAGGAGGACUAACGCAAGCGCUGGGAGACCGCCUUACUGUGUUUUCGGACUCCACUGUGAGGGUCGGCGAAAGGUUCUGUAGCACUUUGAACUUUUUCUAACCUCGCUUCUUUUUCCCACCGUCGGUUUACGUGAAGACUUCCUGCGGCCACAGAGACGUCGCCGCCAGACGCUGGCCAGGAUAAUCUUUCAAAAAAAAGUUUAAAACAUCUUUUCUUUUAUGAAGAAACUUCAAAAUAAAAAGCUACUAGCGAAUGUCGAACUCGUUCAAGCCUCAUCAUCCCGCCGUCCAUCUUGGAGUUUACAUGACGACACACUCGUGGUGCUAGCGACUGUGCGGGGGCGCGUUCACGACAAGGUGGCAUCCAUGAGAGGCUAAUGAGCUAGCAUGGCUAAGUUGACAAAUGAAUGUCAAAGACUUGGACUGUCUUCUUCCCGCUUCCCAAGCCGGACUCUUCUUCGCCAUCCCGGAGGAAGACAGUCCACUCUGUUCCAUCCCAUCGCCGGACUCCAGUCCUGAACACACGACGAGCGCUCAAAGGCGGCCGUCCUUCUUGCCAAAAAAAAAAGAAAAAACAAAAAUGUGCACUGUGAAUCUGCGUCAUUUGUAUUUUUUGACAAAACAAUAAUUUUGCAGAUGGUAAAAGUCGUGUUUGGUGUCGCCACUUCCUGUGUGUGUUGACUAUAUGCAGUCGUUACCGUCGCUACGUGUCCCGUGUCUUCUCUGUGCUCUUUGUGGGGGAGGUCGGAGGCAGGGCUUACGGACUUGGGGCGGGACCUGUGUGACUGAACCCCUCCUACCGUGCCGCUGGCCCUGCGUCCGCCAUCACUCUCUGCCGUCGUCGUGAAUCAGUGGAGGUUUGUCGUGCAGGAAGUUACAAAAAAAUGAAAACAUUUGUAGAGUUCUUCUUCUUCUUUGGUUUUACUUCUACUCUGCUUUGCUUUGUCGUGUUGCUAACAGCUGCCUUCUGCUAACCAGCUCAAAGCUCAGCGCCGCCAAACAUGCUGGGAGUGUUUUUCCAGCAUGCUUUGCAGCUUCCUGUGUGUGCAUUGGGUGUAUUUCAGUGGUUCCCGCCAAAAUAAAGCAAGUUGAAGCAGGAAUUUUGAAGCUUUCUAAAGAAACGAAAAGAACAAAAAAACAUUUCGCACUAUAAAUCUAUUUUUCUAGCUGUUUUGGAAAAGUAACGUUUCACGUGACUGUGCCCGCAUCUUUUGUUUGACCUAGUCUGUCUUUUCAAAAUAAAAGUCAGGAUGUAAUUACUUCUCGGUUGAAUAUGACAAACACAAAAAGUCACAUGACGAUAAUCACCGCUAGCCAGCUAGCGUAACGAUUGGCGCCAGGUUUAGCCUUUUCUAGCGUUAGCGUUAGCAUCAGCAGCAACCAGGAAAUACACCCACAUGUAGCGAGAAGCUUUGUGUGUUUUUUCUGUGUAAAAAGUAAACUUUGAAGGACUUGAAUCACAGCUGCUGUCCGUCGUGUUCAUUGAUGAUGAUCAUUUAACUGUGAACAAACUGUGUCUGUGUUCUUUCUUGUACAAUUAUUACAGGUUCUUUUAUGAGAAUCAGUGUUAACAGUGUUAUUAAAGUCUAAAUACAGCAAAUGAAAAGAGUCAAAAAGAGAAAACUAUGGUACAUUUCUAUUUUUUUCCUCCUAGAAGAGGAGAAACACACGACGCUAACUGAUGCUAACUUUGAGUGCCUGCCUUCUGUUGAAUUCUUUUUACUUUUCCCUUUUCUUUCAGAAGACAUUCUUGAGUUGGUUUAUCAUAAAAAUGCUGCAAACCUGAAAGUGUACAAAGGUCAUUUUUAUAACGGUUGUUCUUUUCUACGUUGACUAAGUUGUCAUCCCGUCACAAGAAGACGCAAGCUGUCUUUCUGUAACACCUUACAGCUGCCAUGUUCAUAAUAAAACUA
Molecule: messenger RNA, 5382 nt
Organism: Dunckerocampus dactyliophorus (ringed pipefish)
Lineage: Eukaryota; Metazoa; Chordata; Actinopteri; Syngnathiformes; Syngnathidae
Product: neuronal PAS domain-containing protein 3
Exons: 12
Coding region: 454-3480 (1008 amino acids)
Biological process (GO): regulation of transcription by RNA polymerase II
Molecular function (GO): protein dimerization activity; DNA-binding transcription factor activity, RNA polymerase II-specific; RNA polymerase II transcription regulatory region sequence-specific DNA binding
Source: RefSeq, a predicted model, not a curated record